Messenger RNA from Gossypium raimondii (Peruvian cotton), 759 nucleotides. RefSeq names its product protein VASCULATURE COMPLEXITY AND CONNECTIVITY. Lineage: Eukaryota; Viridiplantae; Streptophyta; Magnoliopsida; Malvales; Malvaceae. Bases 148 to 606 code for a protein of 152 amino acids. The transcript has 3 exons. The record is from RefSeq and is a predicted model, not a curated record.
CCAUUUUUACAUGCUUUUAGAUAACUUUACCACUCUUUAUAUCUCUGCUUAACCCUUUCUCCCCCACCUUCGAAUCAACCAAACUUGCCAUUUGGCUAUCUUCAAGUGCUCUCUCAUAAUAAACUAAAGAACCAAAAAAAAAAAAAAAUGGUUAAAGUUGCAGGUGUUUUGGUUUGUCUUUUGAUUGUGGGCAUGGAUGUUGGAGCAGGGAUACUUGGCAUCCAAGCUGAAGCUGCACAAAACAAGGUUAAGCACCUGCGGCUGUGGAUAUUUGAGUGCAGAGACCCGAGCCAUGAUGCUUUCAAGCUAGCGUUGGGUGCUGCAGCGUUGCUGACACUAUCCCACGUACUUGGUAACCUGCUUGGUGGGUGCAUGUGUGUUUGUUCUCAAGAAGAGUUUCAGAGCUCUUCCACUAACAGGAUAAUAUUAGCCGUUGGAUUGUCGGCGCUGGUGAUUGGGAUAUUAUCAAACAACAAAUCCAAGGGUUCGUGUGGGUUGACGCACCACCAUUUCCUUUCGAUCGGAGGAAUUUUGUGUUUCGUACAUGGGCUGUUUUCUGUUGCUUAUUAUGUUUCAGCCACUGCUGCUAGUGAUGAAGGAAAGUAAGCAAUAUAUAUAAUCUUUAAAGUAACUUUGGUUUGUUUGUUUGUUUAAUUUUUAAAAGAUCAUUGAUCAACUAUCACUUUCCUCCUACAUGUAAAAUCAUUUUGUAAACAUCUUUUGAGGCCAUUAUCAAUCUUGUAGGACAGCUCAUCAUCA